GCGGAGAAUGAGACGGCGCGUUGCUUCGGGACGAUCCACGCGGGCACGCCGCAGUACCUGGUGGCGGGGCGUUGGACGCCGCCGUGCUGCCUACGGGCGUUGAGGGAGACGGCGCGGCACGUGGUGUCGGUGUUGGAAGAGUCGGGAGUCCGGUAUUGGUUGGAAGGGGGAUCGCUGUUGGGCGCCGCGCGCAACGGGGACAUCAUCCCUUGGGAUUACGACGUGGAUUUGGGAGUCUACAAGGAGGACGUGGCGAGGUGCCGGUGGUUGGCGGCGGCGGCGGCCGGGGAGGCGGUGGAGGAUGAGGAUGGAUUCCUAUGGGAGAAGGCGGUCGAGGGGGAAUUCUACCGCGUGCAUUACAGCCGGAGCAACCGGCUCCACGUGGAUCUGUGGCCCUUCUAUUCCCGCGCCGGCGUGAUGACCAAGGAGACGUGGUUGGGUCAUCGGCAGGACGUGGAAUUCCCGGAGAGAUUCCUGCAGCCUCGGGUGCCCGUGGAGUUCGCGGGAUUCACGGCCAUGGCGCCCAACAGCGCCAGGGAAUUCCUGGAGUUUAAGUUCGGAGCCGGAGCCAUCGAGAAGCCCGAGUAUCCCAAUCCCAGCGUGAAGAGGAUGGGGCAGGAAUGAACAAAGG
This is a messenger RNA of Pezoporus flaviventris, 631 nucleotides long. RefSeq names its product fukutin related protein (gene FKRP). Gene Ontology annotation, cellular component: Golgi apparatus. Gene Ontology annotation, biological process: protein O-linked glycosylation via mannose. The annotation marks the transcript as partial. The record is from RefSeq and is a predicted model, not a curated record. The transcript is spliced from 2 exons. Lineage: Eukaryota; Metazoa; Chordata; Aves; Psittaciformes; Psittacidae.